AUGGGCGCCUAUAUCCUUCGCCGCAUUCUGCUCAUGGUUCCGACCAUUUUCGGAAUCAUGGCGAUUUCCUUCGUCAUCGUGCAGUUCGCGCCGGGCGGGCCGGUCGAGCAGGUCAUCGCGCAACUGACCGGCCAGGGGGGCGAUGCGACCGAGCGCUUCACCGGCGGCGGCAGCGAGGUUUCCGGGGCCGAUGAGUUCGGCAGCAGCGUCGAAGGCGGCGGGGCCAGUUCGCGCUAUCGCGGCGCGCAGGGGCUCGACCCCGAGUUCAUCGCCGAUCUCGAGCGCCAGUUCGGCUUCGACAAGCCGCCGCUCGUCCGGUUCGGCAACAUGAUCUGGGACUAUCUGCGGUUUGACUUCGGCGAGAGCUAUUUUCGCGACAUCACCGUCAUCGACCUGAUCCUCGAAAAGAUGCCGGUGUCGGUGUCGCUGGGGCUCUGGAUCACGCUGAUCUCCUAUGCGAUCUCCAUUCCGCUCGGCAUCCGCAAGGCGGUGUCGGACGGUUCGCGCUUCGAUGUGUGGACGUCGGGCGUGAUCAUCGUCGCCUAUGCCAUCCCCGGCUUCCUGUUCGCAAUCCUGUUGAUCGUCCUGUUCGCCGGUGGAUCGUUCUUCGACUGGUUCCCCCUGCGCGGGCUCGUCUCCGACAAUUGGGCCGAACUGUCAUGGCCGGAACGGAUCGUCGACUAUUUCUGGCACCUGACGCUGCCGUUGACCGCAAUGGUGCUGUCGGCGUUCGCGACGACGACGCUUCUGACCAAGAACUCGUUCCUCGACGAAAUCCGCAAGCAAUAUGUGAUCACCGCGCGGGCCAAGGGCCUGACCGAGCGCCAAGUGCUUUACGGCCAUGUGUUUCGCAACGCGAUGCUGAUCAUCAUCGCCGGCUUUCCGGCGGCGUUCAUCUCGGCCUUCUUCACCGGAUCGCUCCUGAUCGAGACGAUCUUCUCGCUCGACGGGCUCGGCCUUCUGGGCUUCACCUCGGUCGUCAACCGCGAUUAUCCGGUGGUGUUCGCAACGCUCUACAUCUUCUCGCUGAUGGGACUGCUGGUCAGCCUUCUGUCGGACCUGAUGUAUACGUCUGACAUGGACCAGACGGUUGACGAACCCACUUUCGGACGGGACGGCGCCAUACCGCGACGGCGGCGACCGUUCCUCUCGCCGCUCAACCAGCGGCGCUGGCAGAACUUCAAGGCCAACCGGCGCGGCUACUGGUCGCUGUGGCUGUUUCUCGUCCUGUUCGUCCUGUCGCUGUUUGCCGAAUUCAUCGCCAACGACCGGCCGAUCCUGGUCUCCUACAAGGGCGAACUUCUGACGCCGGUCUUCGUCAACUAUCCCGAGGAGAAAUUCGGCGGGUUCCUGGCGCGCACCGACUACACCGACCCGUUCAUCCAGGACGAGAUCAAGGCCAAUGGCUGGAUGGUCUGGCCGCCGAUCCGCUAUUCCUACAGGACCGUCAACAAGGAGGUGCCGACCACCGCGCCCUCCAAGCCGGCCUUCAUGUUCGACAGCCGCGAGGAGUUGUGCGCGCGCUAUGCCGGCGGCAUCGACGAUCCGAACUGCCACUGGAGCAAUUUCAACUGGCUCGGCACGGACGACCAGGCGCGCGACGUCCUGGCGCGGACGAUCUACGGCUUCCGCAUAUCGGUCCUGUUCGGGCUGAUCCUGACGAUCGCCUCGGCGGUGAUUGGCGUCACCGCCGGCGCGAUCCAGGGCUAUUUCGGCGGCUGGACGGAUCUGAUCUUCCAGCGCGUGAUCGAGAUAUGGUCCUCGAUCCCGGUCCUCUACAUACUCUUGAUCAUGGCCGCCGUGCUGCCGCCGGGCUUCUGGGUGCUGCUCGGCAUCAUGCUCAUCUUCUCAUGGGUCGGCUUUGUCGGCAUCGUCCGUGCCGAAUUCCUGCGCGCACGCAACUUCGAAUAUGUCAACGCGGCGCGCGCGCUCGGCGUGUCGAACCGGACGAUCAUGUUCCGCCAUCUCCUGCCGAACGCGAUGGUGGCGACGCUGACCUUCCUGCCAUUCAUCCUGAACGGGUCGAUCACCACGCUGACCUCGCUCGAUUUCCUCGGCUUCGGCCUGCCGCCGGGAUCGGCUUCGCUCGGCGAACUCAUCCUUCAGGGCAAGAACAACCUCCAGGCGCCGUGGCUCGGCUUUUCCGGCUUCAUCGUCAUUUCGAUCAUGCUGUCGCUGCUGAUCUUCAUCGGCGAGGAACUCGCCCUCAAGCGCAAUUCCACCAUGACGGCCGUGAUCCUUGACGCGUUGGAAAGCGAGCUGGAACGAGAUCAAGCUCGCUCCGAUGAGGCUCAACGGCAUCGGAUCAAGGCGCGAGAGCAGUUUCUCGCACACCGCGAUUCGAUGAAGGAACUGCCGGCAGGCUACACCAGCAGUCAUGACGACCUUUAUGAUGAAGAAGAGGGCAGCGGCAUCUACGAGCCUUACCUGUUCAGCGACACGGUUCCGCUUUUCAUAUCCGCCGUCAAUUGGUGGGAGGUUCGAAACGAACCGCUGCUCUUCAAGGGGAACGAUUUUCACCAUACCGAUGUGCGGGCCGCGCUGUGCGGCCAUGUCACCCAUGCGGUCAGAACGAUCUCGUUCGACAUCGGUGCGCGCGAAACCGUGGCGCUCGUCGGCGAGAGCGGGUCGGGCAAGUCGGUCUCCGCCCUGUCCGUGCUCAAGCUGCUGCAAUAUCCGGCCGCGUCGCACCCGUCGGGUCAGAUCAUGUUCGGCGGGCAGGAUUUGCUGGCGGCGUCGGACGACGAACUGCGCACGGUCCGCGGCAACGACAUUUCGAUGAUCUUCCAGGAGCCGAUGACGUCGCUGAACCCGCUGCACCCGAUCGAAAAGCAGGUCGGCGAGGUGUUGCGGCUGCACCAGGGCAUGGGCGAAGCGGACCAGCGAGCCCGAACGCUCGAACUGCUCAACCAGGUCGGCAUUCGCGAACCCGAAAAGCGCCUUGGCGCCUAUCCGCACCAAUUGUCCGGUGGCCAGCGCCAGCGCGUGAUGAUCGCCAUGGCGCUCGCCAACACGCCCAGGCUGCUGAUCGCGGACGAACCGACGACGGCGCUCGAUGUGACCGUUCAGGCGCAGAUCCUCGAACUGCUCGACGAUCUCAAGCGGCAGCAGGACAUGUCGAUGCUGUUCAUCACGCACGAUCUGGGCAUUGUGCGGCGCAUCGCCGACCGCGUCUGCGUGAUGACCGAUGGGGAGAUCGUCGAGACCGGGCCGACCGAGGCGAUCUUCGGCGACCCGCAGCACGUCUACACCCGGCACCUGCUCGCGGCCGAACCGAAGGGCCAGCCGCCCCGCGCCGACCCCGACGCGCCCGUCGUGAUGGAAGGCGACCAGAUCAAGGUCUGGUUCCCGAUCAAAAAAGGCUUCCUGCGCAAGACGGUCGAUCACGUCAAAGCGGUCGACGGGAUCGACGUGACGGUGCGCGCAGGCCAGACGCUCGGCGUCGUCGGCGAGAGCGGGUCGGGCAAGACGACGCUUGGGCUGGCGCUCAGCCGGCUGAUUUCGUCGGACGGCCGUAUCCGGUUUGCUGGCGAGGCCAUCGAUGCACGCUCGUUCCGUCAGAUGCGGCCGCUUCGCAAGGAUCUGCAGAUCGUCUUCCAGGACCCGUUCGGAUCGCUGAGCCCGCGCAUGUCGAUCGCCGAGAUCGUCGCCGAGGGCCUUGCGAUCCACGAACCGGGCCUGAGCCCCGACGAACGCGACGAUCGCGUCGUCGCCGCCCUCGACGAGGUCGGGCUCGAUCCCGAGACGCGGUUCCGCUAUCCGCACGAAUUUUCCGGCGGCCAGCGCCAGCGCAUCGCCAUUGCCCGGGCGAUGGUGCUCAAGCCGAAAUUCCUGAUGCUGGACGAGCCCACUUCGGCGCUCGACAUGAGCGUUCAGGCCCAGGUGGUCGACCUUCUGCGCGAUCUGCAGAAGAGGCACAAUCUGGCCUAUCUGUUCAUCAGCCACGAUCUGAAAGUGGUGCGGGCGCUCGCCAAUCACGUCAUUGUCAUGCGCGGCGGCCGAAUUGUCGAACAGGGGUCGGCCGACACCAUUUUCGACGCGCCGGAAACCGAUUACACAAGGGCGCUGAUGGCCGCCGCCUUCGACAUCAAGACGAUUCGCACGAUGGCACCCUCCCCCGGCUCGAUCCUUUUGUCCGUCACCGGCUUCGAUCCCGCCGUGUGGCGUGACGAGAUCGAACGGGCCGCACCCGGCCGGACGGUUGUCACCGAACCGGACGGGCCCGAAGACGCAUCCAUCCAUUACGCGGUCGUGUGGAAGCAGCGGCCCGGCAUUCUCAACCGGCUGCCCAAUCUCAAGGCGAUCUUUUCGAUCGGCGCCGGCGUCGACCACAUCUUCGCCGAUCCCGAUGUUCCGGACGUGCCCAUCGUGCGCGUCGUCGCCGACGACCUGACCGAGCGGAUGAGCGAAUAUGUGGUCUGGCAGGUGCUCGACCAUCACCGCAAGGGGCCGCGCUACCGGCGCCAGCAGGCGGAGAAAAUCUGGCAUGAAGACCGGAUGCAGCCGGCCGCGCGCGACGUGACGGUGGGCAUUCUGGGUCUCGGCGUACUCGGGCUCGAUGCGGCGCGCAAGCUUGCCGCGCUCGGCUUUGAAGUCGCGGGUUGGAGCCGGACGGCAAAGAAAAUCGAAGGCGUAGCGACCUUUGCCGGCGAUGACGGGCUCGACGGUUUUCUGGCCAUCAGCGACAUCGUCGUGUGCCUUUUGCCGCUGACGCCGAAGACAAAGGGCAUCCUGUCAAAACCGCUGUUUGCGAAGAUGAAACGGCGCGGACCGCUGGGGCCGGCCGUGCUGAUCAAUGCCGGCCGCGGCGAUCUGCAGCCGAGCCGCUGCCCGAAACCAGUCCGCUCUGGACCCAUCCGCGCGUGA
Messenger RNA from Effrenium voratum, 4866 nucleotides. NCBI's taxonomy places the organism in Eukaryota, Dinophyceae, Suessiales, Symbiodiniaceae. The record is from the annotation of a GenBank genome assembly.